CCUGGGUCCCCAUCCUCGACGCGGCCCCUGAAUGUGACGGACGCGCUGGGCUACCUCGACUCGGUCAAAGCCCAGUUUCAGGACAAGCCGGAUGUGUACAAUCACUUUCUGGACAUUAUGAAGGAUUUCAAAAGCCAAGUGAUUGAUACACCGGGCGUUAUUGCCCGCGUAUCCAUGUUGUUCCACAGCAAUCCCUACCUUAUACAAGGGUUCAAUACUUUCCUACCACCCGGUUACCGCAUCGACGUGUCAACUGAUCCUCAGAACCCGGGCAUGAUCACUGUUACGACGCCUACUAGCGUUGACGUACAGCACAUAUCCGCGUUUGGUGGACCUAUGCGCAUUCCUCAUGACCAUGUCCCGCCUAGAUCUAUCAACCUGGCACCAUUCCCUCAGCCGCCGCCCUUUUCUCUGGCACCACCUCCAGUACUGCCUGUCGGUAUCGGCAACGGGUCGCGGCCAGCGACCCCAUCUCGCACACAUCCUCCUCCUGACUAUACAUUCUCGCCCUCUAUAAUGUUCGCGCUUCCGGCAGCAGGCCCCCAGGCAGUCUCCGCCGCUUCAUUUUUAGGCAAUCUAGGCAACAGGACGAAUGAGGGAAUAGCAACAACUGGCGAGUUCAACCACGCUAUCCAGUUCCUGAAUAAAAUUAAAAUGCGAUUUGAAGAAGACCCUGAAACCUACAAACAGUUCCUUGAGAUUCUGCAUGCUUACCAGAAGCAGCCGCAGGACUCGCAAGUGUACGCCCAGGUGCAGACGCUGUUCAAGGACGCUCCAGACCUCGUGAACGAGUUCCGAGACUUCUUGCCGGAAGCCAUUGGCCCUUCUUCACAACAUCUUGGACUGGUCGGUAUCCUGCCUCAUCCUGCUGGUGGCGCAGGCGCGUGGGCACAAGCUGAGCCACCCGCACCGAGCGCGGAGAAGGUGACGAAAGCUCCUACCCGGCGAAGAAAGCGGCCUGCAGAGAAGGAAGCGGCUGGCGCACCGAAGGCAGCCGGAGGACGAGCUGCGAAACGGACAAAGCCCAACCAGAAGUCGGAGCCGCAAUCGCCGAAGUUCUCAUCCUAUCCCGUCCCUGCGUCCCCGCCACCACAACAUCCCCACCCAGCUAUGGGUGUUCCACCGCAUCCCCAGCUCAAUCACCCGCAUAUGUUCCCGCCGCCUCCUACACCGAACGGGCAGGCACACUCUCUAGCCACUCCCGACGAACUUCUCUUGUUUGAUCGGAUCAAGAAGGCAUUGGAGAGUGGGGGAACGUACGAAGAGUUUCUCAAGCUCCUUACCUUAUACGCGAAGGAUGUGAUCGACACGAAGACGCUCAUUGACCGAGCAGAGAUAUUCCUCGGGGACGGCGAGCUGAUGGCCCAGUUCAAAGAUCUUACAGGCUGGGAUGACAACCACGGAAACGUGGAGUAUGGCCCGCCGGGCAGCAUCAGAACAGGGCCUCCGGACCCGUAUGGAGCGAAGUUCGUCGAGGACGGACAUGGGCCGAGCUACCGGUGGCAAGUCGCAAGCGAAAAGUAUCUUGCAUGCUCUGGCCGGGGUCGACUGGAAUGGUCCGUGCUGAAUGACGAAUGGGUUUCGCAUCCGACGUGGGCGUCUGAGGAUUCGGGGUUCGCCGCGCACAAGAAGAAUCAGUACGAGGAUAUACUGAACAAGAUCGAAGAGGAUCGGCACGAGUACCAAACGUACCUAGAUGCCCUCGGCUGUUUCAUAGUAGUCCUCAAGUCCAUCGAGGCCCGCCUCGACGAGAUGACCGCCGAGGAGCGUGCUAAUUUUAGAUUGGGGCCUAACCUUGGUGGGCGGUCUCCUGGACUCUACAGGCGCAUGUUGAAGAAAAUCUACGGGCUUGAUGGCACCAAGGAGAUCCUGAAGGCGCUCCAAGAGUCCCCCGCUGCCGCUGUGCCGGUGGUAUUAAAGCGGCUCAAGCUGAAGGACGAUGAUUGGCGGCACUCGCUGCGGGACUGGAACAGCACAGAGUGGAGACCUGGAGAGACGAAGAAUUUCUACAAGGCUCUUGACCACCAGGGCAUCGUCUUCAAGGCGAACGACAAGAAGUGUAUCACGGCGAAACAUUUCGUGCAGGACAUUGAGGGGGCGAAAGCCUCCCUAGUGAAGGAGCGCGAGGCCAAAGGCGAGCAGCCCUGGUAUCAUGGCUCCGUUGGACCUGCGCUCGAAUUCGAGCUCCAGGACACAGGCGUUAUCCAGGAUGCCCUCAAACUGAUAUUCUCAUUUCUCGACCAUUCUCCAUCGACGUACAGCACGGCCGAACGGCGGAGCAUGGAGCGCUUCCUGAGACAGUUCAUCCCCGCGCUACUCAUGUUCUCAUCCCACGAAUUCAACGCAGCAUGUGGGCCGCUAGAACCCGGGCACGAAGACGACCUCGCGGACGACUCAUCGGCGGCUGUCGACGGAACGGAGGACCAGAGGAGCGGACGGGACCGCUGCGGGAGACGCCAGGCGAGUGGCGGACAUUCAACUGGCGUGUCGCCUGGCGAUCUCAGGAAGCGGCUGCUGAAAACGGCCCAGGAAAGCAAAUCAGCUGGUAUGACCCGCUCGAAUUCCCCAGCCCCCAGCGAUAGCGCGUCGACGUCGGCUAAGCACCGGGGCUCGAAGCUCAACCAGGAGCUAGACGUCGAAGACGAGGGCGCCGUGCGUGCGCACGACAUCUGGAUCCAGGACGCUGUGGACGAGCAGGGUAACGCCGCAGGGGACACUCCGACCACCCGUCGGCCUUUCUUCGCGAAUACAACGUUCUACACAUUGUUGCGCCUGCUGCAGCUACUCUAUUCGCGGCUAUUUAUGUGCAAGGAGAUAGGCGCACAGCUGGCCGCACAAAAACACGCCUCGUUGCUUGCGAAUCCCGUUGCCGUAGAUGUCGGAUUGGACGAGCCGAAUGGUCCUCCGACCGUGCUCGCACAAAUUAUCGAAGCGUUUGGCGAGAGCAGGUCGGGAGAAGAGCCCAACGUGCUGUAUCUGUAUCUGCUGGACGCCUGUGAGAAGUUGUUCGACAGCGAGAUGGAUCAGGCGACGUUUGAGGAACAUAUGCGCUGGUUCUUCAGCACGAAGGCAUAUCAUCUUUUUACGUUGGACAGGGUGAUCAUUGCUAUUGUUAAGCAGGUACAAACCAUUAUGUCCGAUAACAAAUGCCAGGAACUCUGGGAUUUGCUGCAGCAAGCUCGCGGAGCUGAGACCAUUACAAUACACGAUACCGUCCGAUAUAGAAGGGAAGCCGAACGGCAUGUGGGCUACGAUGAUAAUCUGUACCGAUUCGAUUGGGACGGGGAAGCGAAGAGGCUGACAGUGCAGCUCGUUGGUUCUUCGGAUCCCAGCGUGGAGGAGGACGUGAAUGGUGGCGGACGAUUGAAGGAAUACGUUGCGACAUAUGUAAUGGAGCGCCCUACGGAGUGGCAACCUGCAGGACGACGCAAGAGCGGCUCUCUAUUUUUGAAGAGGUGCGUAGCAGCUAUUUCGGGCUAUGCGGGUGAGAAGGGCGAGGUGGUCGAGAGGAGCGCGGGGAUGCGGGUUGCGGUGCAGGGGUCGUACAAGCUGCUGUACGAGUCGGGGCGGGAGGACGGGUUGUGGCGGCGACGCGGGGUUGCGGAGACGGCGUCGCUUGCUCGGCGGGCGGGGCAGCGACAAGAAGAA
Postia placenta MAD-698-R-SB12 is the source of this 3648-nucleotide messenger RNA. RefSeq lists its product as hypothetical. Lineage: Eukaryota; Fungi; Basidiomycota; Agaricomycetes; Polyporales; Adustoporiaceae. The record is from RefSeq and is a predicted model, not a curated record. Gene Ontology annotation, molecular function: transcription corepressor activity. The annotation marks the transcript as partial. The transcript is spliced from 11 exons. Gene Ontology annotation, cellular component: chromatin; Sin3-type complex. Gene Ontology annotation, biological process: negative regulation of transcription by RNA polymerase II.